GAGGAAGAGGACGAGCAGGAGGAAGAGGAGGAUGCAGCACACAGUGACAAGGAAGAGGAAUCAGAAGAAGCAGCAGAGAGCGAGGACUCCUCUAUAUACUCCCUCUACGAGGAAUCGGACGAGGACAGCGACAGUGCUUCGGACUCUGAGAGCAGCUCGUCCUCUUCCUCCUCCUCCUCGGAUGAAGCUGAGAGCGUGGAGGGGACAGCAGAGGACACCAUGGAUGAGUCCACCAUGGACAGCUGCCCCGUGGAGCCAGCAGGGAAGGAGAGCAAAGCAGAGUCCUUGGUGGGCACGGAACUGGAGAAGGUCAAAGAGGCCGCGCUAGAGCCCACAGCGGAGCAGAAAGCCGCCCCCCCAGAGGAGCGUGAGGCUGAGCUGGCUCCCCGCCCCUCCUCGCCCAUCCCCCUCCUGCCACCUCCCAAGAAGCGCCGGAAAACAGUCUCUUUCUCAGCCCCCAGCGAGGAGGAGGUGGCCAAGGCGGGGGCAGAGAAGGUGGCCGAAGCAGCCCCGUCCCCUCUUCCCCUUCCUCCCCUGCCCCCACCCCCUGCCGAGGAGCUAGCGCCUCCCGCAGUAGUGCCUGUGGAACCCGCCUCGCCGAUGCCCCAAGUGCCCUUAGUGCAGGACACCCCCCGCCCUGCCACGCCGCCCCCUGCCCCCAAGCCUCCCUUCAGUGGGGGGCGUAAACGGGAGCCCCCCAAAGCCAGCCAAAGAACCAUCAGCAACCUGCCGGCCGACCACGCCUCGCUGGUGAAGUGCUGGGCCGAGGAACCGUCUGCUGGCUGCGGACGCCGUCGCUCCCGUUCCCGCUCCUCAGAGCCCCCACGCCCCCUAGCCAGCGGGGAGGCUGAGCGGCUGCGGCUACGGGAGCAGCUGGGCGCCUCGUCCCUCCUGGAGCUGGCCAACCAGCCCGAGGCGGGUGGCGUGGACCUAGCCGUGCUGGCAGACAUCGCCCUGAAGAUGCCCAUUGGCCGCGCCAAAGAGGAGGCCGAGGAUUCGGAGGGCACGGAGACAUCAGAUGAGGCGGAGGAGCAGUCGCCCCCCCGUGCCCUGCCUGCACCCCGAGACAAUAGCAUCCUCCUGGAGCACAACUACGCCAUGGCUGUGAAAGCGGCGCCCCCAGCUCCCCGGAGAGCAGCCAAGGCCGAGGAGGAGGCCCAGGGCCCAGCUGAGCUGCUGCGGGUGGAUCUCUUUGGCGGGCACGUCGGGGAGGUGCUGGAGGCACCAGAGGAGGUGGUGGCGGAGGCCAGCGAGGCCAAGGCUGAGCCAGAGGUGGGCGCCCUCCUGGCACUGGCUGGGGAGGAGCGGGCCAGGAGGAAGCGACACCGAGACACAGAGGAGGCACCGGACUCCCCGGCCUCGGAGCUCUGCCCCUCGGAGAGCGAGGAGGAGGAGGAGGAGAGCGAGGACGCUGAUGCCGGUGAGACGCGCCGGCGGACGCUGCGCUCCCACUCGCACAAGCCCUGGCCCCAGCCCCUGCCCUCCUUUGAGACCCGCAGCGAGUUCGAGCAGAUGACCAUCCUCUACGACAUCUGGAACUCAGGCCUGGACGUGGAGGACAUGCACUACCUGAAACUCACCUACGAGCGCCUGCUGCAGGAGGACAACAGCACCGACUGGCUCAACGACACCCACUGGGUGCACCACACCAUCACCAACAUCGCCAACCCCAAGCGGAAGCGGAAGUCGUCGGACCUGCGGGAGCACCAGACUGGCUGUGCCCGCAGCGAAGGCUACUACCCCAUCAGCAAAAAGGAGAAGGACAAAUAUCUCGACGUGUGUCCUGUGACGGCACAGGAGCUGGAGGUGAUGGACACCCAGGGCACCAACCGCAUCCUUUCGGAGCGGAGGUCGGAGCAGCGGCGCCUGCUCAGCGCCAUCGGCUCCUCCGCCAUCCUGGACAGCGACUUGCUGAAACUCAAUCAGCUCAAGUUCCGUAAGAAGAAGCUGCGGUUUGGCCGGAGCCGUAUCCACGAGUGGGGCCUGUUCGCCAUGGAGCCGAUCGCUGCCGAUGAGAUGGUGAUUGAGUAUGUGGGGCAGAACAUCCGGCAGGUGGUGGCCGACAUGCGGGAGAAGCGCUACGUGCAGGAGGGCAUUGGCAGCAGCUACCUGUUCCGCGUCGACCACGACACCAUCAUCGACGCCACCAAGUGCGGCAACCUGGCCCGCUUCAUCAACCACUGCUGCACGCCCAACUGCUACGCCAAAGUGAUCACCAUAGAGGCUCAGAAGAAGAUCGUCAUCUAUUCCAAGCAGCCCAUCAGCGUCAACGAGGAGAUCACCUACGACUACAAGUUCCCCAUCGAGGAGAACAAGAUUCCCUGCCUGUGCGGCACAGAGAACUGCCGCGGCACCCUGAACUGAGAGCCGUAUUUAUUGUGUUCCCUGCCCCAUCCUCCGGCGCCUUAAGAGCUCCACGUGGCCUGGUAAUGGGGCCCACGGCCAGUCGGUUCUCUGCCAGGAUCCGCCCUCCUCCCGGGGAAGCCAGGUCCGGAUUCAGGUUGCCUUUAGUGACCCCCGCCCCUUGCAGAUUGGCUCCAGAGCCAGCGGUCACAACGUUUCGGCAUGAGCUGAGUUGGAAGCAGCUUUGCCCAGGCAAGACUCGUUCCUUCCCCGCCCAUGACUCCCAGCAUGCAGCUCUGCUUAGGACCAGGGCGCUUGACCCAAAUCCCCAGGAUGCUUUGGGGGCAGCGGAGCAGAGUGCAUGCUGGGAGCGGAGCUACCCUCUUUCCAUCACAGUUGGGAGUUUUGCUUUGCAUUUAUAUUCCCUGCCUCUGAAGAGGAAUUCGGGUCCUUGCCUGCAGGACCCCUCCCUUCUCCCCUGUCCUCCUGCUUGAUGGACACCUGUCGCCACCCGGUUGUCAGGGGAAGGGAGCUGAGCAUGGUGGGAAAUGCCAUGGUCUUGCCAUUGGCGUGACCAUAGUACGCAAGCAGCUGAAAGCACCAGUAAUGUAUCUAAUCACCCAGGGGUCGGAGUCCAAAACAUUAGAGCCUGAAGCAGACUCUUCCUGUCCCUCCAUCUGUUGUCCCUGCUGCUCUUCACACCCGUACCAGGUAGUUCCCGAGCGCCCUCUACGGCAGGGGAGGAUCUGUUUAGCAGGGUCGGGUUUUUACUGUUCUGUUCCCCCUCUCAUCAGUUUUGUAACAGGUGCCACUCCUGAUUCACUCCACUAUGAACACAGCCUCCACCCUUUGAUUACAGUGCCUCGCAAAGUCCCGCACCCCUUUAGCAUUAAUGCCCUGAUAUUUCUGUGGAGAAAUCUUUCCCUCUGGACAAAACAAAACUACCCAGUCCCCUCUCAAAUAUAACAGAAUCAAUCAGAUCACUUCAUCUCCGUAUCCUGCUGCCAAUCAGUGUGUGCCCCUCCCCCCCCCCCGACAUAUUAAAAAAUAAAAUAAAAACACAAGUAGAUAAUAAUAAAGGGGCUGGAUUCUCCUCUCGCUCACCCUGGUGUCGCUCGGGCAGAACGUAUCUCCAGCGUAAGCCGAGACCAGAAUCAAGACCCCCUGUUAAUUUUUCUUUAGGAGAAGAAAGUUGUGUAUAUAUUCCAGAUGGACUGGCUGUUUCUUGUAGAAACACACAAAAGUUAUUGGUAUGUAAAUAUUCUUUUUAUUAUUUUUUCCCCUCUUCCGACUAAAAAAGAAAAAAAUGGUUGUAAAUAACAGCUAUCUUUUUUUCCCCUCGCCCCAAUUUAAUUUCCUUCGAUGCGAAGUUUGCUUUAUUAUCCCUGGGGUGAAAACAGAAAGCCCUUUAUGGAUGGGCACUGGAGAAAAUAUAGUUUGUUGAGUUGCUUUUUUUAACGGGAGUCGGUUCUGAAAGAUAGGAAAACAGGAAAUCUGGCUUGUGGAUAUGGUGCCAACCUUGCCCCAACUUUUGUGGUGGUGUUUGUGAGUCUCAACCGGACGCUGGUUGGGAUGGUGGCUUUGUUUUCAAAAGAUGAACGCUCCUCCCCGGUGGAUUUUGUCAAGGUGGCUGGACUGUCUGGGGUCCAAUCUAUGAGAUGUUGAUUUGCCUUCAACUGUGUUUUGAUGGGAUUUUGUUUGAGAAGGCAGUUAAAUUCCUGUCCCUGUUUCUGAGCUUUGGGCUCUUCUGUGCUAAAGCGUAAAUCACCAGAUCUUGUUUGUUGUUGCAUCUGCCUUUUUGAGGUUUGGAUUAUCCACACCUACACUUCCAUCCCCAAAUUCUCUUCUCGUUUAGUUUUGCGUUCACCUCAGAUUAUCCAUGUAUCCAUCCGCAAAUUCUCUUCUCUCAUCCACAGGGCCGAUCUAGAUGCCAAUACAUUGCCCUUCCUAUACGGGACUCCGAGAUGUAAAGCCAGAGCUGAGAUCGACAACCAAAUUGUCACCCUUAGCGCUGUUCUCCUUUGCCAGCCAAGUAUCCGCUUUUCCAAAAUGGCUAGUGAUUUUUGGAGUGGCUAGCUCGAGAUUCCACACAAAUAGCUGGCUUCCGGGGGGCAGAUAGUUACCAUUUCCUGAAAGUCAGGCCCCUUUCAGGUGUCCGUGUGGGCACCCCAGAAAUAGCCGUGUCUGAAGAAUCAAGGUUGUUCUUUCCUCAAGUCUGCUUCAAAAGCUUUUUGUCUUGAGCUCAAAUCUUUCUCCUGAUGACCGUCAGAAGAAGGCCUCAACAUCUCAUGAGAUUGAACCGCUGAACCUUGGCUGUUGGAAACCUUCCUGGCUUUGAUUGGAAACUGCUUUGCCUCUGCCAUCAUGUCACCAUGCUGGGAAAACACAGCUGUCGGCAGCUGUCUCUGUCCCCCGGAGAGUUUUUAGCAAAUGAAAUUGAACUGGGUAACGGUUCAUCUGAGAUGGGCAGUGGGAGAAUCUUGGAGUAAAUCCAGAGUGACUCCAUUGAGUUUUGCAGGGCUAUGGCCAAAUUCGGAUCCCAGUUACACCAGUCUGAACCUGGAGAGACUCCAUUAAAGUCACUCCAGAUUUCCUCUGGUGUAACCAACUUUUGUUGGAAUCAGUGGAAUCAAUUGCAGAUUCACACUGGCAUCAACAGAUUCACUCUGGAUUUAUUCCUGGAGCAGAAUCUGCCCCUUCCUGUAAAGUGACAUUUGUGACCGAUUUAUUGCUUGCUGAAUCGUAACUGAGUGUGUCUCUUGUCCAAACUCCGCCCCGUGCACGGUGAAGACAUCUAAACCUGCCGUCCCCCCUGCAACUCGCUAGAUAGAAAUACACCAGCCAUGGGCUAUAGACUCGAACCUCUUAACCCACUGAAACUGGCAGUUUCCUCUGUGUAUUAUUUAAUUCAACUUUAAUACAGUGCACAACUUUUCCUCCCAAUGAGAUCCUCUUGGACAUCGAUUUUCCCUCUUGGGCGUGUAGGAGACUAGAAGGAAAGUCUUGUUUUUAAAACGUUACACUCAAGCGCCAAUGAAACUCAUGUCUCUGAUAUGUCCCCUCUUUCGAGCGGGCUCUAAGCUAGGAAGCAAUCUCUGUAACGCCUGCGAUACGGGGCAUUUAACAUGUGCCUAACAACUCAGAACUCCCCCAAUUUGAAGCUGGUUUACCGAUUUUUAAACCCACCAGCCCCUUGUGUUUUUUUUUUUUUUUUUUACCGUUUCUGUCUGCAAUGGGUUUGUAACUUGCCUCAUUUUCUCAGCAUUGAUUUUAAUCUCUGGGCUCGCUUCUAACUUUUGGUGUCGGAGCAAAUGUUUUUGCCACUCCAGCUCCGCACAGGUGUGGGGAGAAUGGGGACCUCCUGUCAGCUCAGAAAGCAAGAUUUCAGGCCCUUGCUCUGGAAUAUGCAUAUUAGCCAAGGCUUUUAGGCUAGUCUCUCAAGCUUUUCAAAGCUCCCGUGGUCACUUAGAGACGCACAGGUCCAGAUCCUCGACAGUAUAUAGACGUCUAACUCCGUUGACUUCGGUGGGUGUGGGCCACAGCUCCUGUUUCUCGUUGGAUCUCGGCGAUCCCUGCAUCUCUCCAAAGCAGACCACGAGAUUGAGCUUCAGUGAUAAAUGGGAGUCGGGUUUCUAAAUGGCCCUGGUUGGAAAGACAACCCGGCACUGAGGAGUCGGCUUUUGAAAAAUCACAGCUUCACCUUUUGCUCCACAGCUCAUCCAGGAGGGAGAAAAUCAAUUUCAAAGCCCAUCUACCGUGGGGAAUAUCUGUCCUGGUAGCUGCCCAUUCAGAUCUCUGCCAGGCGUGAAUCACCCUGUCAUCUGACCCCACCAACUGAUCUUUUUUCUUUUUGUUUAGUCAACACCUCUUCUUGAUUUAAUUCCAAAGCCACAAACUCUUCCCCUCUUAACUCCCCAGCCACCCCCCAUGAAUGGAAAGCGAUGCCAGCCCAUCUGAUGGACUUUGAUUUAAGAGUCAACCAGGCCUGUGUCUUGUCUGCAGCCCGACAUGUCUCAGACCUCGUCCGUUUCCAUUGAAACUCACCAACCGUAGGUUCAGCAAUCGCAUUAAGUAGGUCUCUUAAACAGACGCCUGUCAGCUGAGUUUUCCUUCCCUUCUGCCUUUGGAUCUCGUGGGUAUGGGAGGCUUUGGGAGCUCUCUUCUCCCGUCUCAACUGAACCGUUGCUUUCUUGGAAGGAAACCCCAAAGAAGGAAUCCUGCGCCAGGUGGGGGCACAGAGAGUAGCCAGAACUAGACGUGGAUGCAAAGCAGUUUCCAAUUAUCUCUGUCCAAGCGUCUGAGCCGAGAGAAACCAGAUCAGAAACUCAGAUGGGAGAAAAGAUCACCCCCUACCUCGGUGUCAGACAAAACCCCACUCAGAACCAACUCCCAGAGCUCUAGGGUAGGUCAAAAAACACCCCCCAAAAGUUCCCCCUCUCUCCGUGUGUGUGUGUUGUCAAAGAUCUCUCCAGCUGGGGGAGCUGAGCGGCUCAGAGAGUGAAGAAAACAGACACAUUCCCCUACCCCUUCUUCACCAAAGUACGAGCGACCUCUCUCCGCGCUAUCUUUAAUUUGCUGUCCUCGGUUUCCUACUGUACAUAUGUUAAUACGUUGUGGAUUCAAUACUUGGUGCCAGACAAGCACAUUUUUAUAAAUGUCAUUAAACUUUUAUUGUAAAAAAAAAAAAAAAAAAAAAAA
Trachemys scripta elegans is the source of this 7041-nucleotide messenger RNA. RefSeq names its product histone-lysine N-methyltransferase SETD1A-like. Gene Ontology annotation, cellular component: Set1C/COMPASS complex. Gene Ontology annotation, molecular function: histone H3K4 methyltransferase activity; protein binding. Lineage: Eukaryota; Metazoa; Chordata; Testudines; Emydidae. The record is from RefSeq and is a predicted model, not a curated record. The annotation marks the transcript as partial. The transcript is spliced from 8 exons.